AUGAGCUGGAGCUUGGUUGAUGUCUCUGUUGCUUCGAUUCACGAGUACAAGAACAAUGGGUUUGCCAAAGUCGGCAACGGUGGCUAUUUCCUUGGUGGUACUGAAGGUGUUUACGGUUCUAAAGGAAGUUCCUUUAUCACGUUUGAUAAUGUAACCUUUGUGAGGACUAAGGAAUNUGCUAGCAAGCAGAGUUCAAUUCUGGCAUCUGCAGGAUUAGUGGAAGCAUUUCUGUUUGAGAUGAACAAAAGUGACAAAAUUGAAGAAUCUUUUCUUAAAGCUGAUGGCUUAUGUUGUACACCAGAACUUGCGGAUGCUGGAUCCUGCAAAUUGGGAGAAGUUAUAGUUAAGAAAGACAUCAAUGAUUCUGAAUGGCCUAAACAGAUUUCGACAUUCUUUAAAGGGAAACUGGAUGGUACCAUAAUCAGAGGAAGAACGGUUUGGAAGAACCAAGGAGGUUAUUUACCAGGAAAGAUGACUCCUUUGAUGAGGUUUUAUGGGAUCAUGUCCAUAGCUUAUCUUUUGCUUGGCCUAGUUUGGUUUCUACAGUUUGUUCUGUAUUGGAAAGAUGGACUCCAACAUCUGCACUAUCACAUAGCCUUGGUAAUUGCUCUUGGCAUGUGUGAAAUGGCUUCACGGUAUCUUGAACUCAGUAACCUCAACUUAACUGAUGCUUACCAGUUGAAGAUGCUUCUUCUCGGUGCCAUUUACUUUGUUGCACGAGAAACUCUUGGGUUGGUAGAACAUUUUGGAAACAUCAAUUUCAUGUAUGGAAAUGGAAUGACAUUUCUGAUGCUCUCGGUGGCUAUACUAGAAGUUUUCUUCCUCCGGUGGAUCUUCUGGUCCUUGAGGAAAACUCUUGAGAAACUCAAGAUGAAGAGUAACAUGAUCAAGCUACAGCUCUAUAGAAAGUUUGCAAAUGCACUAGUGAUCUCGGCGUUGCUCUCCACGGCUUGGAUAUGGGUGGAGGUAAAAGGGUGGAUCGUUCCAGCGUUUUGGUAUAUAGUUGCAUAUGUUCUAUUGGUAAUCAUAUGUCUAUUCUGGUCUCCAUCGAAUGACCUUACUAGAUAUCUAUAUGUAGCAGAGGCGGUGGACGAGAUUGAAGAAGAAGGCAUCGCAUUGACGGGAAUGAAGACUAUGGAGAAGAAUGACAUGAUGGGGAAUUAUGUUGAUGAAGUGAUUCACAUGUUGGAGAAUUUUUCAGGGGAGACAUGA
Messenger RNA from Arabis nemorensis, 1212 nucleotides. NCBI's taxonomy places the organism in Eukaryota, Viridiplantae, Streptophyta, Magnoliopsida, Brassicales, Brassicaceae. The record is from the annotation of a GenBank genome assembly.